CCCAAGCUAUUAUACACAGUUACGAUAUAUUGUGGUGAGAGAGUCUUUCCUUCCUUGGAAUAAACCCCCCUCUCCUUGGCUGAUAUUGCUGGUCAUUAUGACUCCCUCUAUCAGGGGGAUUAUCACGGUGUUCGUCACCGUGUCCCUGGUGGCCCCGUCACAAGGUGGAUGCCCCGUGGAUUGGGUUCAUCAAGGCUUCAAAUGUACACAACUAUUCUCGGAGCUUUUGACAUGGAAGGAGGCCGAACAAAAUUGCCAAUCCUUCACAAAUGAGAACGGCGAAGCAGGUCAUCUGUUGUCGAUUGCGGACGUGAGAGAAAACGCUUUACUAGGUCUAUGGAGUUCACAGCAGGUGGAUAACGUUUGGGUUGGACUCAGCAGACAAGAUGAAGAUGACAUCAUGGCAUGGUCUAACGGUCUACCGACUGAUUUCUACGGCCUAGUGAUGAACGGCCUACUCGACCUCUCCGACGAUGGAGACUGCACCCUGGCAAUACUCGACGAUCGACGGUCAGCAUUAUUGUCCACCAACUGCGACAAUAAAUUCCAGUAUGUCUGCGAGCUUAGCACAUGUCCAGCUGGUUGGACGUCGUAUUUGGGCAACUGCUAUCGGAACUUUGACGAAAACAAAUCUUGGAUCGAGGCUGAGGGUCAGUGUCGUGGUUACCUAACGGGUGGUUCCGUUGGCCAGUUGGUUUCCAUCGCAACGGAGGACUUCAGCAGGUUCCUAACAGAAUGGCAAAUGAUGUCAGCAAGCAAAUCGAACUCGGCUGUGAAGACUUGGAUUGGAGUCGACAAGACUCCAGAGGGGGUAAAUCGACUGAGGGAAUCCACAGGAAAGAUGGCAGGUUGUUCUCAGAUAGAGGGCGGUGUUGUGGUGAGUAAUAUCAACUGCAGCACAGUGUCGACAUACGUUUGCGAGAUCAGCAUGUGCCCGGUGGGGUUCGUAGCUUUUCAAGAUCAAUGCCUGAUGUACGUCGGGGACGAGCAUACUGGGGGCGAGGAUGAAGGAGGAGCUCAUGCGGAGGUCGGAGGUCAUAAGCUUUCGAGGAGGAGACGAAGUUUCUUUAAUAGUUUGGGAAGUUUUAAGCAAACGACAAAAACGUCUAACACAAACAGGAACACAAAAAGGGUUUCAUUUUCCAAUUUCUUUUCAAAAAAGAAGAGUAGCUUCACCAGAAGUGCGGCAUCGAACCAGUUCAAACCAUCCACUUCAAAAUCAUACGUAUCCAAGCCUGGCGGUUUAUUCUCCUCUUUCUUUAAGACACAACCAAAAACAAAAACCGCGAGUAUGACCCGGACUGUCGGUGAGAUCAAACCCAAGGAAUUUAAGUUCAGUAGUGGGUUGGGGGCAACUUUUAAGAGCCGAGGAAGUGCACCCGCUGCCUCAAUCGCCGAAUCACCGGUACCAAGCGUUCAGAAGACAGUCGUACGUCAGAAGUCAAUGCCAGCAGUCAACUCAUUACCGCCCUCGCCUCUAUUUAAUUUCAACUCAUUCUUUAAGAAAAAGCAAACGAGCACUUUGAAAGUUCUUCCAACUCCGGCCGCUCCAGUCACAGUCACAAGCACGGUGGCCAAAAGCACGUUGAUAUGUCCGACGGGCUGGAGCAGCUUCGCGGGGUCGUGUGUUCUAUACUCAGCUGAAAUGAAAACUUGGGACGAGGCAGAGAGUUACUGCAACAGCCGCGACUUGGGACCGUAUUUUUCAGGCUAUGAGGCUCAUCUUCCAACUGUUGAGAAUACCUUGCAGAAUUCCAAUAUGGUGUCCGUUGUCCAGUAUGCCCAGGCUACUAAUCUACCUCCAGCUUGGAUUGGCAGGAAAGAGGGAAGACUCCCUAGUGAGUGGAUCAUUGAUGAGGACACCAUCUUCGAUUCCUUCAUCUCUCAUGAAGGCGAUACAACGGAGGACUGUGUCUACGUCAACUUCCGGGAGAAAUACAACUGGGGUCACAAGUCUUGUUCGACCCAACUGCCAUUCUUCUGCAAGGUUAAGAAAACUGACAAGUACAUCAAGUCAAGUGUUCCAGCGGUAGUGCCAAUUGUUCCAGCGGUUGGGUCAAGUGAUCCAGCUGUAGGGUCAAGUGAUCCGAUUCUCAAACGAAAACCGGUGAGGAGGCCAGUGCCAUCAUCACCAGUUGUGCAACCUUCUUCUUCUUCUUCUUCUUCCUCUUCUUCUUCUUCUUCAUCUUCCUCGUCGUCUUCGUCGUCGUCUUCCUCCUCCUCAAGUGCCACCAGCUCAACGAAAUACUGCUUCCCAACAUGGAAACGUCUUGGCGACUUCUGCUAUUACGUCUUCACUGAAGAGCGGGCAUGGGAGGAAGCAAGGGACCAGUGCAAGGAGUACGUCUAUGGAAACGAGGUGAACGAAAGGGCCAACCUCGUAUCCGUCGCCUCCUCAGAGGAAAACGACUUCCUUGUGAGUGCCUCGUCGUCUACGCUCCCGUUCUGGAUCGGCAUGGACGGCACCAAUUGGCUAGAUGGAACUGUCGUUGGCUACAACGCUUCUCCUAUAGGCAGCCUAAUAAUUAUUGAUGACCCCAUGUCUCUCUCUGCGUCGACCACAGGGUCAUGCUCUUAUGCUUUGAACAAGCAAUGGGGUCAGCAGGAUUGCUCGCAGAAGCUCCCGUUCAUCUGUAAGAUGCCGGCUGCCGUAGUGGCUCAUUUUGUCCGGAAGAAGUAAAAAUCAAAUCGUCCGGGCAUUAUGUGGUUUAAUUGGUAAUAUUAAUGGGGUUAUCGUUAUGGUGUUACUGUAAUUAAGUAUAAACUAUUGGAGGGGGUAAGAUUUGUUGAAAGAAGGGUGAGUGGUCCUUAGUGCCCCCCCCCCCCUCAAUGAUCCUUUGCAAUUCAAGGUCGAUUUCACAAGAGUUUUUAAACACAGUUAAGGCUAGUCCUUUAGAAGGACGAGGAACUCGUCCUAACUCGAGAUAAAACUAGUCUUAACUCUUUGUGAAAUCCACUCCUGAGCGUUAGUGUCCCAUCACAGACCAAAGUACAGAUUCUUGACUGGAUGAGGGGUCCUUAGUGGUCCUUAGUUCCCCUUAACUAUAAGGGAUGAGGGGUCCUUUAGCAGUCUGGUCCUUAUACCGCCUCUUCACUGACCCUAACUGCAGAUUCUUCAUUGUGUAGACAGGAUUGUAGAUUUGCUGACGCUCUUCAUUAAUUGCAAAGCCGAUAAUAAAAAGCCUUAGUUAAGUUAACUUCGACUAAGCCAAUAUUAGCCAAGGACAUGAUGAAUAGGACAGUGUUCAGUUUUAGAUGUGUGAGGGAAACCCCAAUGGGGAAACCCACGCGAUUAGGUCGGGACUGGAAACUCGAUCCACAUGCAAGGCAUACGGCUCUGAGGAGGGAUUCGAACCGGGGUGCACAGAAAUGAAAGGCAGGGAAAGAAACCACUGGGCCAGUUGACAACAAUUUUUAAAGAAUAAUUGUUGUAUCUAAUCUGGGAGGAAGUACCAGCAUUGCGACGAUAAUAGCAAGUUGAUUACAAUAUUUAUGAAACCUAUAUCUAAGAAAUAACACAAUUUAUUGACAAAGUAAACAGUUGUAUUACGGUGAGAGGGUUUGGAUAAAGUGUUAAGGUUAAUGUUCUUCUCAUUUGAUUUUGUUCGUGGUAAUAUUUUAAGAAGAAUUAAAUGAACUUAAACCGAUAGUUUAAACCUAUACAAAUAUAGAUAUACAGUAAAGCUAUAAGUAAGUAACUAACAUCUAAAAAUUUAAUUUCAAAAGGAUUUCGUUUUUGAGAUAUCGUCGAAAAGCUGGAGUGGUUAUGUAAUGGGAAUUCACAAUCUGAGAAACGUUUCGUGGAUGAAGCGUUUCUCAGAUUGUUUGGA
Molecule: messenger RNA, 3830 nt
Organism: Asterias rubens (European starfish)
Lineage: Eukaryota; Metazoa; Echinodermata; Asteroidea; Forcipulatida; Asteriidae
Exons: 4
Coding region: 98-2680 (860 amino acids)
Molecular function (GO): signaling receptor activity
Source: RefSeq, a predicted model, not a curated record